Molecule: messenger RNA, 318 nt
Organism: Racocetra persica
Lineage: Eukaryota; Fungi; Glomeromycota; Glomeromycetes; Diversisporales; Gigasporaceae
Source: the annotation of a GenBank genome assembly
AAAGCCCCCAGAGAAUUUAAAAGUGCACCAAAAAUUACACCAAAUCUUAUUCCAUACUUAUUAAACAAUUUUAUAGAAGGAAUCAAUAAAAUUGGACAUGGUGCGAAUGUUAUCCAUAAACAUGCUGAGGAAAAUGUAAGUAAAGAAAAACCUAACAAGAUCAACCAACGAUAUGAUGAUGAAAAUUUGGCAUUACUAUUAAAAGCAGAUGGCAAUAAAGGGCUAACUGCAUCUAUAGUAUCAUCAUCAUUAGUGAUACUAAAGUCAUUAUCAUCAAUAGAUAUUAUAGGCGAAGACAUUAUAAUAAUCACUUCUUAA